AUGGUGCUUGAUGAUACCUUUACUUUUUAUGGAUAUUCCUUCUCCUGCUAUAAUGCGAUAAUUACAUUUGUCUGGCUUCUCUUUUGUUGGGAAACAUAUCUUAAUCUGCGACAAAUUUCACUAGCCAAGAAGACAACUAAGCGACCCCAACAAAUUGAGAAAAUAAUGAGUGAUGAAGACUUUGAUAAAUCUCGACGCUAUAGCAUUGAAAAAAUGAACUUUGAAGUUGUCAGUUCCUUUUAUAACAUAAUUUCAAUGUCGAUCAUCCUGCAUUUCGGACUUAUAGCGUGGGCUUGGAAUUUUUCUAAAGACCACUUACUUCGUCUUGAUGCUUAUUUCUCCCAUACUCUGGGCGCCACAAAAGAUAGCGACAUUUUAUUCUCGCUGGUCUUCAUUGUUUAUGGUUCCAUCUUUCGAUUCUUUGAGUCACUUCCUUGGAGUUACUAUCGCAAUUUUAUCAUUGAAGAACGUUACGGAUUCAACAAACAGACUUUGGGAUUCUUUAUCAAAGAUCGAAUUAAAUCUCUUAUCGUUAGUCUUGUUAUUUUCAUGCCCGUUAUUUCCGCUUUAAUUUGGAUAAUCCAAGCUGGAGGUCAAUAUUUCUACAUUUACGCGUACUCUUUCAGCUUUGUUGUCUCAAUGAUCUUUAUGUUCAUAUACCCCGAAUUCAUUGCCCCAAUUUUCGAUCGAUAUGAACGCUUUCCAGAUUGUGAUUUGAGAACCAAAAUUGAAAGUCUGGCUGCUAGAAUCGGUUUCCCUUUAAAAAAGCUGUUCGUUGUAGAGGGCUCAAAGCGCAGUUCUCAUAGUAAUGCCUAUUUCUAUGGCUUUGGAAACAAUAAGAGGAUUGUACUCUUUGAUACUCUAAUUAAGGGAUUUAAAAUGCCCACUUCAGAAAAGGAUCCGAAAAAUGAGGAGGAAGAGAAUACUGAUGAGGAUGAAACUCUCAAUCGAGGUUGCGAGGAUGAUGAAGAAAUUCUGGCUGUUCUUGGACACGAAAUGGGGCAUUGGAAGUGUAACCAUGUUACCUACUAUCUAAUUAUCGCUCAACUUAAUCUGUUCUUCAUGUUCUUUGCCUUUGGCCAAAUGAUGAAUAUUGAUAAACUCUUUAUUGGUUUCGGAUUCCCACCAUCCACAGCACCGAUAUUUAUUCGCCUUGUUGUUGUCUUUCAGUUAAUAUUUAUGCCUUACAGCACUGUUGUCGAAUUCCUAUUGACUAUGCUCUCAAGAAGAUUCGAAUUCCAGGCAGACGCUUUUGCCGUCGGUCUCAACUUCGGGGAGAAAUUGAAAGGAGCUCUUCUUGUCCUCACUAAGGAUAAUCUCUCUUUCCCUGUAUAUGAUUGGCUCUUUUCAAUGUGCAAUCACUCACACCCUCCGAUUCUUGAAAGAAUGGCAGCAAUUGAUGUUCAAAUCUCCAAAAAGGAUUGUAUGCUGAAGUUCCCAUUUUUAGAUCCAUUGCUUUUACUUCAUUUAUUCGAAUUCAUUCUUUUUUCUCAACAGAGUGGUACUACAGCUGAGACAAAUUGGCUCGAUGAAUCAACACCUUCAGUAUCGAAGUCAUCACCCUCUUCGCGUCUAGUAGUGACCUGUGCCGUCGGCACAAUAACAACUUCUUUGAUCUACUUCCUAGCACCGUUUAUAGGCCCUGCAUUUAGAAAUGUGUUGAGUCUUCUUGGAGACAAAGAGCUGAAAAGUUUAGAGUCUGCUUCAGGGGUGGAACUGAAUCGACCUCUGGUCUGGUGGUCUCGACUUUCUGCGUGGAAAAGUGGGCUUAACAAGCGAUCCAGAUUCCACUGUCGGAAUCUCUGGAAAUACAAUCUCACUCCGUUUCAAACGAUCGUAGUAUUUGGCGUUGAUACUAUGAUGAAGCCAUUGGAAGAAAAACUCAUCGCUGAAUUACGAGGGGAACCAAUAAUAGUCGCCUGUCGGUUUCCUCUCCCCACCUUACCACUUUAUUCGAAGCUUGGGUCAGGUUCCAAUACCGCUUAUCUCUAUCUUCCAGAUUUGAAGAGUAAGGUUUCUGCACCGUAG
This is a messenger RNA of Rodentolepis nana, 2028 nucleotides long. Lineage: Eukaryota; Metazoa; Platyhelminthes; Cestoda; Cyclophyllidea; Hymenolepididae. The record is from the annotation of a GenBank genome assembly.